AUGUACUCAUCGUCGGCGCUGGCCCUCCCAUCUAGCCAGCUAGACCACCAAAUAACGGUACCGUAUUCGGGGGAGCCCUUGACAUUUAUCGAUGAAAAGAUCAUGUCCAGCGGUGUGAAUCCCACGACAGAGGUCCAGAUCUCAAGGAAGCUGUCCAAGAGACUCAACGUUCUGAUUCUCGUAACACAGCAGAUCUCCAAGGACAUUGUUGCAGGACAAAGGAAGGCGGAUUGGCUGAUUGCGUCAAUAUGGGCAGUCCACCGCACCCUGGAGCAGGGAACCGCUGAUUGUCUGGAUCUGCGCAAUCCGCCCGCUCCGAUAGCAAAAGGGGCUUCAGCGAGCUAUCAGGACGAAGCCAAUGAUAAAUAG
Molecule: messenger RNA, 369 nt
Organism: Coccidioides immitis RS
Lineage: Eukaryota; Fungi; Ascomycota; Eurotiomycetes; Onygenales; Onygenaceae
Exons: 2
Coding region: 1-369 (122 amino acids)
Source: RefSeq, a predicted model, not a curated record